Messenger RNA from Cercopithifilaria johnstoni, 1098 nucleotides. The record is from the annotation of a GenBank genome assembly. NCBI's taxonomy places the organism in Eukaryota, Metazoa, Nematoda, Chromadorea, Rhabditida, Onchocercidae.
AUGACAACGACAGCAUUAUCACAGAUAAAUAAUUCGGUAUUAACAACUCAUCAAUUAAAUUUACUUAGCGCAACUUCAGCAGUGGCAUCGAACCAUUUGACCAGAAAUACUUCAUCACCAAUCUGUUCCACUUCGGUGGUAAUGUUUAAUUCUGGAUGUCAGCCACUGCCACAGUUCAUGAGUUUAACCAAUCAGUAUAGUCAACCAGUACCAAUGCUUCCACCAGUUACGAAUAUAUUCGAAGGCGUACCAAUAUUCCUCCUCCCCCAGUCAACUUCAUCUUCUCCAGCAGGAGCUUUAUACUAUAAUCCACAUCAGCAAUCCAUCGCCAAAACGAGAGCAAGUGUGUGUCCAGGAAGUCAAUCACCAAAAGUGGACAUGAGCAAGAGUUUCCACGUAUUUGUUGGCGACUUGGCUACCGAAGUAGAUAAUUGCACGUUGAAAGCCGCCUUUGAAAGCUUUGGAGAAAUCUCUGAAGCCAAAGUGAUCAGAGACCCUCAAACAUUAAAAUCGAGAGGUUAUGGCUUCGUUUCAUUCCCUCUUAAAAAGAGCGCGGAGAAGGCGAUCGAAAAAAUGAACGGACAGAUGAUCGGACGACGACAAAUACGUACGAACUGGGCAGUGCGCAGAUUUGAUGGAGGCGAAGAGAAUGUCACGAAACCACCUACAUACGAUAAUAUAUUCAACGCAACCCAUGCUGCCAACACAUCCGUUUAUGUAGGCGGCAUCUCACCUGCUACCACGGAUGAAGAACUUAUGCAAUCGUUUUCCGCAAUUGCUACCGUGAUAGAAAUGCGAUUAUUCAAGCAUCAAGGAUAUGCGUUCGUGCGAUAUUUGAGUAAGGAAGCUGCCGUUCGAGCUAUUAUGUCAAUGAACGGAAAAGAGAUAAACGGCCAGAAAAUAAGAUGCAGUUGGAGUCGAACAGCUAUGGAUAAUAAUAUUAAUAUAUCAAAUCAAAUCGUUUGUGGUGUAAAUUUUUUGACAAACGACAUUAUGGGAUUCAGUCCGCUUAUAAAUCGAAUAGCAUGGAAUCAAAAUCAGUGCUUACCACAAUUUUGUGCACAUCCGUUGCUCUUUAGCCAACAUUCAUAUAAAUGA